Messenger RNA from Amaranthus tricolor (Joseph's coat), 1445 nucleotides. Its product is annotated as structure-specific endonuclease subunit slx1. Gene Ontology annotation, cellular component: Slx1-Slx4 complex. The record is from RefSeq and is a predicted model, not a curated record. Lineage: Eukaryota; Viridiplantae; Streptophyta; Magnoliopsida; Caryophyllales; Amaranthaceae. The coding region runs from base 210 to 728 and encodes 172 amino acids. Gene Ontology annotation, biological process: double-strand break repair via homologous recombination. The transcript is spliced from 3 exons. Gene Ontology annotation, molecular function: 5'-flap endonuclease activity; crossover junction DNA endonuclease activity.
AUAUUUCCUAAAUCGCCUUUUCUAUUCAAUAUAAAUAAAGUAACAAAAUUUCAAAUGUUCUGAAGUCAACCAAAAGAAACACCAAAUAGGAGUAUACUGUAUUCAAUUAACUACUAAAACGGUUGAUUUUCCCCAUUGUUCCAAUUUCAUCUAUCAACACCAAACCCUAAAUCAAUAAUUUUUGAAGAAAGAAAAAAAUAAAGAGAAUUAUGGUUAGACAAUUCAAAUUAUCGCGCACAUUUCGAUCUAUAAAGCCCCAUUCUUCCCCCAAUUCUAAUCCUAUUCCUAACCCUAAUUCUAAAAUUAAGCCUGAGAAGCUCCAAGGAACGGAAGUAUUAUCAGAAAAAGUCGACUCUUGGUGUGUUUAUCUCAUCGCUUCUACAAAUCCCCCUUUCAAAACAUACGUUGGAGUUACCACUGAUUUCUCUCGUCGUUUAAAACAACAUAAUGGUGAGCUUAAAGGAGGAGCAAAAGCUUCCCGAGCUGGAAGACCUUGGGUUUGUGCUUGCCUUGUUCACGGAUUUAGAAACAGAAGUGGAGCUUGCGAGUUUGAAUCAAAAUGGAAAAUUAUUUCGAGGAAACUGCCUCAUAAGAAGAAUUCGGAAGGUGAGAAAGGGCUAGAGGAGAAGUGCCAGCUUCUGUUGCAACACAGGCAUGCAUCUAUGGAGAAAUUAAAGCAUUCAUUAGACUGUGGUCAUCUAUAUGUCGACUGGCGAUUAAGUCCUUGAUAAAUGUAUUUAUUACUUAUUCACUGUAUAUUGCACAAUAAAAGUUCUUUGUUCCUUGUUUUGAUUAUUGAUUUUGUUCAUUUAUCCUCUCCUCUUUACCCAUCAUUUGUUGGUAAAAAGGUGUAACAGUUGAAUUUUUUAGCGUCAAACUAAACUGAACCGAGACUUACUGAUGUUAUAAAGUUGUAUAAUGCCAUCAUACAUAUAGUCAAGCUUGGCUAACUCAAGUUCUUGUCCCUUCGUUUUCCAAUAACUGAGAUUAUCAUUAGUUAUGGAAACUAGAGUAGUCGGAGGCUCGAGCCAUACCCAAUCAAAAAAGGAUGUUAUUCCUCCUAUGCUAUGAUUUUCCAAUGGCAAAUUGUUCAUAUAAAUCUUUCGGCGUGGAAGAUUCUUUCGCUCAGACGCUUUCAUUCAUUGCUCAAUUGCCCUUAUGCGUGCCAAGUAUAUAACACUGAUCAUUUCCUGCUAAUUCUGGCCUAGGGAUCAAGACCCUUUCUUCUUCCUUCAACUUUGAUUGUUUUCUAAGAUAGGACACAUUAUGUGGAGCCAAUGGAUCUAUCAAAACAGUUGAGAAUUGAGACAACACUUCAACAGAGUGAGUUGAGACAAUGUGACAAUUACCUUUUUGAUAAAACAUUACAUACAUUAUCAUGUGUUUUCAAACUAAACAUAAGAUGUAAAUUAGCUUAGUAAUGCUGAACAAUUCUCUAGAGAGUA